UCAACUUUCCGUUCUUAUAUACCUAUCUUUAUGCCCUCGGCUUGUUCUAGCUCCCCGCAUUUGAUGUGUGGUUUUUAACUUCUCUGGAGCUGCAAAAAGGGAGAGGUGUUCGCUUCCGCUCUGGAGUCGGAAGUUUGCUUUCUUUCGGGUCGACGCGGUAGCGAUCGAGCUUGGCUGAGAGCUCGGCGAGGCUUUGCUGCCGGAGGGAAGCUCGGCCCAGCUGAACUCGGUUUCCUUCUCCGAUCCUUGGGCUUGACAGGCCUGCCGUUCUGGGAAGAUGGGCCGAAGAAAAUCAAAGAGAAAACCUCCUCCCAAGAAGAAAAUGACUGGCACGUUGGAGACCCAGUUCACUUGUCCCUUCUGCAACCACGAGAAGUCUUGUGAUGUGAAAAUGGAUCGAGCACGAAACACUGGUGUUAUAUCCUGCACAGUGUGCUUGGAAGAAUUUCAGACACCUAUUACAUAUCUGUCAGAACCCGUGGAUGUAUAUAGUGACUGGAUAGAUGCCUGUGAAGCGGCCAAUCAGUAGUGGCUUUGAGGACCCGGCCUGCUUGCUGUCAAGGGUGGGCGUCCUAUUGGGCCCUGAGUAGCUGGAAGACUCUCCUGAGACCACAAAGGAAGUGACUCCUAAGCUUCAGUUGUCCCCUCCCUGACCUCGGGCCCACCCUCAUCCUCCCCCAUUGCUUCUCUCCAGAACAGUGGAAGAAGAAUGGCUCCCUCUGUAGCUCUAGCCUGGGCUAGGCCUCUACCUAUUCUUGGAGUUCUUGGACUGGCAUCUGCAUUGCUUUGUAGGUGGGAGGGGCAGUGGCUGAAGGCACUCAGUUAGGCAGCUGCCAUGGAUCUCUGAAGGCUUGGGGCAGAUUCCCCUGUCCCCCAGCCCUCGUGAGACCAGACUUGGCCCUCCCCCCGGGGAGGUGCAGAUACCGUGGCCUUACAUCAGUCAGAUGCGGCUGAGUUGUCUCAGAACUCCACCGGUACCUGGUUUCCCAGUGAGCAAACAGCCAGCCAGGUCUGGGGGAAGAGAAGAGCACUGGAGUGGCUCCUGCCAUUGAGACUUAGCACUUGAUUGGUUUUAUCCUCUUUCAUUUGAACUGUCAUCUUUCCUCCCCUUCCUGAAGUGACUUGAUUUCAGGCUGUCUAAAAGUCCCUCUUGUCAGUUACUAUAAAUAAUACUGAUCUCACUGAGAAAGAUGGGGGUUUGGUGGGUUGAGGGGGUAGGCAGGUGGAGGGAGAGGAACUAUCAGUGUCCCUUUAAUAAACUACUCUCUGAGGGA
This is a messenger RNA of Vombatus ursinus (common wombat), 1274 nucleotides long. It is a transcript of the gene ELOF1, whose product is annotated as elongation factor 1 homolog. The record is from RefSeq and is a predicted model, not a curated record. Gene Ontology annotation, molecular function: RNA polymerase II complex binding. Gene Ontology annotation, biological process: transcription elongation by RNA polymerase II. Gene Ontology annotation, cellular component: transcription elongation factor complex. The transcript is spliced from 4 exons. Lineage: Eukaryota; Metazoa; Chordata; Mammalia; Diprotodontia; Vombatidae. Bases 278 to 529 code for a protein of 83 amino acids.